AUGUACAUGGAAGACUUCGAACAGAAAGCUUUAAACGGACUCGAGUGUCCACCAAGGGUGUUCUGGCGUUACGUAGAUUCCACGUUCGUUGUGAUAAAGUGGGAUAAGGUGAAUGAAUUCUUUCAACAUCUGAACACACUGGACCCCCACAUUAAGUUUAGCAUGGAGCUAGAAUCCACAUCGGGUACACUAGCUUUCCUUGACUGCAUGACACACAAGAGUGGUGGGAAAUUAAAACCCACUGUAUACCGGAAAUCAACAGAUAGCAGUGCGGUCUUAAACUACUCAUCUGCACAUCCACAAGCAGUAUAUGCUAGCAUAGCCUCAGCGAUGUUUAGGAGAGUGAGAGCACUGUGUACAGAGGAGGUUGACCGAAGAGCAGCACAAGUUGAGGUAAAAAAGCGACUUCAAGCUAACGGAUACCCAGUGGGUUUAAUUAAGCGGCAACUAAGACGGGUAGUGGUGCCAACACCAAGGCGCAACAAGGAGUUGAUCGGAACAGCGGUCAUUCCAUACAAAGCAGGGACAUCUGAAGUCAUUAGAAGAGUACUGAAUACGGCUAACAUUAGAGAUCGCCUUCCGGUUGAUAGGACUAGGAACUGUGUAUACAAGAUAAAAUGUCACGACUGCACAAAGGUUUAUAUAAGUCAGACAGCCAGGGAAUUGCACACCAGAAUCGGUGAGCAUAAGCGUUCCAUUAACAGACCACCGAGAAACGCAGAGGAAUACCAGGCCCAUUCUGUGACUAUUGCUGCAGAGAGUUCGUUCAACUUACUCGGGUGCGCUGUUUGGUUGUUGGUCUAUUCGCCGAGCUUGACAGUUGGAUUGCAAACGUUUCAUCACCAAUCGAGGUUAGAACGUCAACCCUGCACUGACGACGUCACCUCGAUUGGUGAUGAAACGUCUGCAAUCCAGCUGCCAAGGGUAUCAGGUUUCUCUGGGAGGUAUUCCGGUAAGAAGAGUGGCCAAAUAAAACCAAGUCUCAGUUUCACUUGGUCAUUCUUGCUGAUAUCGGUGUAUCAAAAGAUUCUCCGAAAGAAACGUCAUCAGCCAAACAGAUUGAAAGCGAGAUGGCUCAGUGGUAAGAGCGCAAAUUUACUGACCGGAAUGUCCGUGGUUCGAACCCGGCCUCUGCCUCUCGAUUUCUCCUCUCUAGGCUUGGGCAACCUGGUAGUAUCACAGCCCUCGUGCUUCCCUCUGGUGCCAUGGCAGAUAGGCACCGAAAGGGUGUUACAGCUGAACUGCUAUAACGAUCACUGA
Molecule: messenger RNA, 1260 nt
Organism: Opisthorchis viverrini
Lineage: Eukaryota; Metazoa; Platyhelminthes; Trematoda; Opisthorchiida; Opisthorchiidae
Exons: 5
Coding region: 1-1260 (419 amino acids)
Source: RefSeq, a predicted model, not a curated record